CGGGGAGGUCAGGUGACCGGCCGGCGUCCCAAGAUGGCGGCGGCGGAGGCGCUCGGGAGGCCUCGGUACCGUCCCGGCUGCUGAGACGGUCCCCGCGCGGCUGGCGGCGGACGGGCCGCGGCCGAGGGCCGGCGAACAGGCGGUCGUCGCCUCUACGCGCCCCGCGGCCGGGGCUGGGCCGGGCGGCGGCGGCGGCGGCGCCGGGGAAUGCCCGUACUGGGCCCGGCCUGUCCCUCCUCAACUUAGGGCGGCGGCGGGCGCGGCGGGCCCGCGCCCAGGCUCCCGGGCCAUGGCGCUGAGGGAGCUCAAAGUGUGUCUGCUGGGGGAUACGGGUGUGGGCAAGUCGAGCAUUGUGUGGCGGUUCGUGGAGGACAGCUUUGACCCGAACAUCAACCCGACCAUAGGGGCAUCUUUUAUGACCAAGACUGUCCAGUACCAAAAUGAGCUACAUAAAUUCCUAAUCUGGGAUACGGCUGGACAAGAACGAUUCCGUGCCUUGGCGCCCAUGUACUACCGCGGGUCGGCUGCCGCCAUAAUUGUUUACGACAUCACAAAAGAAGAGACAUUUUCCACGUUAAAGAACUGGGUAAAAGAGCUUCGCCAGCACGGCCCACCUAAUAUUGUGGUUGCCAUCGCAGGAAAUAAGUGUGAUCUUAUCGAUGUCAGGGAGGUCAUGGAGAGGGACGCCAAGGACUACGCCGACUCCAUCCAUGCGAUUUUUGUGGAGACCAGCGCCAAAAAUGCCAUAAACAUCAACGAACUCUUCAUAGAAAUUAGCCGGAGAGUCCCGUCCACCGACUCCAGCCCGCCGUGCGGCGGGAAGGGCUUCAAACUCCGCAGGCAGCCCUCGGAGCCGAAGCGCAGCUGCUGCUGACCGAGCCUCCGCCCCUCGGGCCCGCGACGAAGUAGGUGGUCCUGAAGGCUGACACGAGGGCUGGGGGCCCACCGCCAGGCUUCGCCGGGCCGGGCUGGGGCCUCCCUCGUGCAAGAAAGAGGCGCGGAAUUGGUCAGCCCUCUCCUCGGGGGGGGCUGCAGCAGUGACACCCCGUCUGCGGACCGGGCUGCGCAGGGGCUCCCUGCUCCCAGGGGCCCCUCGCUGGCUUUGACCUGGCGGAAAGGAACACGUAAUUGUAUGGAUGGCAGGAUCCCACUGUUGAGUAGUUUUAUAAUCAAGACUUCAUGUAACAUUUUGUACAGGGAAAACGAGCACUUUCGUGGUUCUCGAGGGGAAGAAGACCUCGUGGAGAUUAUCGUCUCCGUGGUUUCCCAUUGCCGCGCUUCUGGGGAGUUGUAUCAUUUAAAUGGGGGGGGCGCUGUUAAGUGGAGGGAUGGCAGUUAUUACCUGGGGGUGAAUUGGUCACUUACAGGACGGGUGGGAAUGAUUACAUCCGCCAUGUCCAGAGCACUUCCCGCCGCGCACGUCAGCCCCGACGCACACGGCGAGUCCCCGGGAACCACGGCCGCGCUCGCUCCCGGUGUGCGCCCGGACCCUGUCCUGUGUGUGUCCCCAAACUCAUCAUUGGCGCCUUUUGUCACAAGCUCUCGUGACCAGGAUGGUGGUGGGGAGAAGCGGCCUGGGAUAAACUGAAUGGCAUAUGUUUAACCUGACCAACUGGCUGAAAAAGGAGGAAAAAGAAAGUGAUGUAAAUGCUGUCAAUUUUUUAUUGAACCCAAAUAUUUUGGUGGUGAAAACAAUUAUCUGUUCCUUAGCCUGUGUAAAGUUAUAGCCUAUAUUUAUGAGACUGUUGCUUCAAGAGUAUAAAUUA
Molecule: messenger RNA, 1766 nt
Organism: Phyllostomus discolor (pale spear-nosed bat)
Lineage: Eukaryota; Metazoa; Chordata; Mammalia; Chiroptera; Phyllostomidae
Gene: RAB22A
Product: RAB22A, member RAS oncogene family
Exons: 7
Coding region: 290-874 (194 amino acids)
Molecular function (GO): GTPase activity; GTP binding
Source: RefSeq, a predicted model, not a curated record